AUGGCCCCCAAAUCGUGUGUGAUUAUCUUGCGGGACACUGUGCCGGUGGUGAAAUUCAUGCAUAUUCUUAAUGUGCUGUUUGCAAAGUGGCGACGCCCUCACCAGUUUGGCCAGAAGUUGCACCGCUCACCUACUGAUCUUAGACAUCUUUUAGAGCUGGUAUUAACCAUGUCUGGGCCCUUCACGCGCGUGCAUCCACAAGUUUCACGUUCCAGCGCCCUUGGACAGCAAACUGCUACGCGUUCUCGAUGCUCUGCGAAGAAUAGACGUCGCUUCAAGCGUAGUUCACCCAACCGAGGAUUCAACACUGAUAACAGUAAGAUGCAGAGAUGCUUUAAACGACUAAUCGGCUCAAGACGACCCCAGUUAACUGACGAGUGGCAGUGUAAAUAG
Plasmopara halstedii is the source of this 393-nucleotide messenger RNA. RefSeq lists its product as uncharacterized. The coding region runs from base 1 to 393 and encodes 130 amino acids. NCBI's taxonomy places the organism in Eukaryota, Oomycota, Peronosporomycetes, Peronosporales, Peronosporaceae. The record is from RefSeq and is a predicted model, not a curated record. The transcript has a single exon.